Messenger RNA from Heterobilharzia americana, 3137 nucleotides. Lineage: Eukaryota; Metazoa; Platyhelminthes; Trematoda; Strigeidida; Schistosomatidae. The record is from the annotation of a GenBank genome assembly.
ACAACCUUUCAACUUGGAGCAAUGAGUACCUGCGUACGGUCGACGAGAAAGUUUCUCAUCAGCCUUGGAAGGAAGAAGACUUUUUCCGGUGAAAAAUGUGCUAAAAAUGAAUUAAAAAGAUGCCUAACUGUGUAUGAUCUGACUGCUCUUGGUGUUGGAACAACCCUUGGGGCUGGAGUAUAUAUUCUUGUCGGAGAUGUUGCCAGAACCACAGCGGGACCUGGAGUCAUACUGUCCUUCUUAGUGGCUGCAGUAGCUUCAAUUUUGUCAGGACUUUGCUAUGCUGAGUUUGGAGCUCGAGUCCCACAAAGUGGUUCAGCUUACAUCUACAGUUACAUUACUGUCGGAGAAAUAAUGGCAUUUAUUAUCGGUUGGAACUUAAUAUUAGAAUAUAUAAUUGGUACAGCAAGUGUUGCACGUGCUUGGAGUUCUAAUUUUGAUGGAUUACUCAAUGGUCAACUGACAGAGUACUUCAGCAGACACAUGUCAUUGAAUCUUCCUGGUUUCGCUGAAUAUGUUGAUCCAUUGGCUGUCGCGACAAUCAUCUUGGUGACAAUUCUUCUUAGUGUUGGUGUAAAAGAAUCGACAAUGAUUAAUAAUAUCUUCACAGUGAUCAACUUGUGCGUCAUCACUUUUAUAAUUAUAGCCGGUUUGAUAUAUGCCGAUAUUAAUAACUGGAGAGUAAAUCCGGCAGAUGUCCUAGCCAAUGUUACUACAAAUUAUACAAAUCUGGGUACCGGUGGGUUUCUACCUUUUGGAAUGAAUGGGGUACUGUCUGGAGCUGGAACUUGCUUUUUUGCAUUUGUUGGUUUUGAUAUUAUUUCAACAACAGGUGAGGAAGUGCGUAAUCCACAAAAAGCAAUCCCGAUAAGUAUUAUUGGAUGCCUGUUAAUAUGCUUUUUGGCUUAUGGACUUAUCUCUGCCACGAUUACUUUAAUGCUACCAUAUUAUGCACUCUCACCGAUUGCACCUUUACCACUAGCAUUUAGUAAGCAUGGUUUACAAUGGGCGAAAUAUGUUAUUUCAACUGGAGCUUUAUGCGCUCUUACAACAAGCCUUUUAGGUUCGAUGUUUCCAUUGCCACGUAUUUUGUAUGCUAUGGCAACAGAUGGAUUGCUGUUCCAUUUCUUGGGUCGAGUAAAUGCUCGUUUUAAAACUCCACUGAUAGGCACCAUUAUAUCAGGUGUUAUAGGAUGCAUAAUGGCCGGAAUAUUCAGUCUACAAGAUCUAGUAGACAUGAUGUCAAUCGGUACACUUUUGGCCUACACUCUGGUAUCCGUUUCUGUGCUUCUCUUAAGAGGACAACAAAAGUCAGUUGGAUGUCAUGAUGUAUAUGACAGUAAAAAAAUCUGCAUAACGUAUGAUCCCAGUGGAUAUUCACUGCAUGAAAACCAGUCUUCUGAAAAUAUAAGGCUAUCUGAUGAAAAGUUAUUAGAUAAUUUCAAAAAGACGGAAACCAUAUCAAGUGAUACUGACAAGCCGGAGAAAGAUACAGCUAUUUUGUCAGAACUUAAAGAAUCUUGCAUUUCUGUUUCUACAGUUUCUAAUCAAAGCUCUUCGUCGUAUACUUUAGAAAAAAACAAUAAUUCACCAGUUCCUGCAAAAACACGUCUUACACUGUCAGGUUAUUUUCGCAUGUGUUUUAAACCUGAACCUGGUUUAGACAAUCCAACUGCAAUGACUGAAAUGAUAUAUAAUAUCAACAGCUAUUUACUAUUUACAACAAUUUUUCUUGGCAAUUUUGGGAUACUAACCUUGGACAAGUUACCUGAAGGAGAUUUCAAAACAGCUAUUACAAUUCCGAUUUGGAUAUUUGUUGCCUUAAUGGCAGUGAUCAGUAUUAUAAUUUGUGUGAUAUUAGCUAAACAACCAGAAAAUCAAACACCUGUAUCCUUUAAGGUCCCCGGAGUCCCAUGGAUACCAGCAUUGAGUAUCUUUAUCAAUGUAUAUCUUAUGGUCAAGUUAUCCGGUGGCACAUGGGUUCGAUUCCUUGUCUGGAUGGUAAUUGGUUUUCUAAUCUACUUUGGCUAUGGCUAUUGGAAGAGCUCUGAGCGCAAAAUCAGAAAGCCAAAAGUGUGAGUAUUUACUGAUUUUUAUUUCACCACAUACAGUUAUUUAUAAAAGAUUGUAAUGCAUUUAAAUAAUCAGAGAAAUACAAAUGUUAUUUUGGCUACAGUGGAACCUGCCUUUGCUUCAAGAUGAACUUUCUGUUGAAUUCCAUGGAAUCGAAGUUGUUUAUUGUUUCAUUGUAACAGUAUUUAAACCAACGUUAUCUAAAUGUCUAACCCUACUCUGUGCAAAAAAUGAAUUGUGAGAGUCAAGUAGUAAACAGAUCUGUUAAACAUGUUCUUUUUAUGCAAAACUUUUUCGGAUUGUAAACAUUAAUCUCAUAAAAUUAAUCUCUGAAUGAAAUCCAACCACUGAAGUAAGUAGUAUGAUAUUAUUAGGUAAUUGCAACUUCCCCGCUCUUCUGCAUCAUCCCAAUGGGGUACGCAUUUAUCAUCAUUAAUACAGGCAGUAAACAGUUGAAAGCAGAAGAAAAGUUUUAAGACAAGGAGACAGUAAAUGUGAGCUGACAUAAAACAGUAGACUCAGUGACUAGCGUUCAUAAUUCGAUUUAGCUUGUUGUCGAAUUUAUUAACCGUCGUAUUGUGGUUCCCGUUUGUUCCGUGUAUGUACAAGAAAUCUAGCUUGAAAAUUCAUUGACCGACGAUAGAUUCUUUAUGUAUCUUUUUAUCAAUCCGUUCCUCUACAUUGAACAUUUAAUUGCAUAUAAUACAUAUUAUCUGCCCCGUUUAGUGUUUUUUUUAUCCAUAUAUAAUUUUAGACAAGUGAGUUAACAAGUAGACUUGAACAAAUUCACCACCACACUGAAGCGUUUAUACUGAAUAAAAAUGAAAACCUUAUGUAUGAAUUGAAACUAGUUCUACACUUUGGAUUUCGUUGAUAACUCCUAUUACUCUCGCCAUUUUCUAAAAAUCAUGUCAACUAGAUACACCUUUUUCUGAUUACAUCUACCUUAUUUUAUAUUCCAUAUUGUUAUUAAAGUCACGUUUGUAUAAUUUAGAAAAUAAGUGUUAAAAAGCCUAAGGCUGUAUAUUCACUGCAUACAUAUGAAAAUAUAUACAUAUGUACAU